AUUAACAACUAACUUGAGGCUGUGAAAAAACUGCACCAUCACAUUGCCACUCACCUCUGCUGUUCCCACCUCCUCCCCCAUCAAAUUUCACCACCAUGGCCGCCGCCGCUGCCGCCACCGGAGCCUCCUUCUUCGCCACUUCCUUAAGGGGUUCACGGUCCAAGCACUGGCUCUCUGAUUCUCUCCUCGCAACCCCAUCCACUCAAGUUUUGCCUAUAUUGUCCCGCUCUCUAGCCAUUGAAUCGCCUCUGCUCAGAGCUUCCUCGGAGAAGUGGCGGCCGGUUAUGAUAAUCUCGGCCGCCGUUGUGCAAGGAGAGACCGCUGUGACGGUUGGAGUUGAAGAGGGUGUGGAGGAGGAGACGGAGGUGGAAGGUGGUUCUCCAGUGGAGUCUGGGAGUACUAAGCUGUACUUUGGGAAUCUGCCUUACAGUGUUGAUAGUUCACAGCUCGCCGCUAUCGUUCAGGAUUAUGGUAUCGCCGAGCUCAUUGAGGUUCUAUAUGACAGGAAUACUGGAAAAAGUAGAGGAUUUGCAUUUGUAACCAUGAGCAGUAUUGAAGAUUGCAAUAAAGUGAUUGAAAAUCUGGAUGGAUCUGCUUACAUGGGCAGAAUUUUGAGGGUUAAUUUCUCAGACAAACCCAAGCCCAAGGAACCUUUGUAUCCAGAAACUGAGUAUAAACUUUUUGUCGGAAACUUAUCUUGGUCAGUAACAUCUGAAAUUUUGACACAAGCAUUUCAAGAAUAUGGAAAUGUGGUAGGAGCAAGAGUCAUUUAUGACGGGGAGACCGGAAAGUCACGUGGUUAUGGCUUUGUUUCUUAUUCAACAAAAUCAGAAAUGGAAACAGCUCUUGAAACUAUUAAUGAACUGGAACUUGAAGGCAGGGUAAUACGUGUAAGCUUGGCUGAAGGAAAACAGGCACAUGGGUAGAUGUAGAAAUGAUUUUGUAUGUCAAGCAUACAGUGACUAAUCAAGAAAUGGGAAAGAAAUUCUAGCUGGCUGUUACUGAACUAACUGCUUGUGACAAAAUCUUCCCUCUCCUUUCUUGUUGUAUAUACCUCAUUUCCCACUUUUGUACCUUACAAGCUAAAUUCAGAGGGAAUUUUUUUCUGUCUCCGACAUUUGUUGUAGAGAUAUCAUAUCAAACUUGAGUUGAUCCCAAAGCUAAAAAUGGUUGUACCAUGCAUGAUUGAGAAUGUAAUGGCUAUGAAAGAAUGUCUACCUUGCUAUUGCUGCUCAAA
Messenger RNA from Cucumis sativus (cucumber), 1237 nucleotides. RefSeq names its product 28 kDa ribonucleoprotein, chloroplastic. Gene Ontology annotation, cellular component: cytosol. Gene Ontology annotation, molecular function: mRNA binding. The transcript has 4 exons. The record is from RefSeq and is a predicted model, not a curated record. NCBI's taxonomy places the organism in Eukaryota, Viridiplantae, Streptophyta, Magnoliopsida, Cucurbitales, Cucurbitaceae. Bases 96 to 926 code for a protein of 276 amino acids.